Molecule: messenger RNA, 2378 nt
Organism: Colletes gigas
Lineage: Eukaryota; Metazoa; Arthropoda; Insecta; Hymenoptera; Colletidae
Gene: Tmem214
Product: transmembrane protein 214-A
Exons: 9
Coding region: 91-2118 (675 amino acids)
Cellular component (GO): Golgi apparatus; endoplasmic reticulum
Source: RefSeq, a predicted model, not a curated record
UAUUCGGUCACAACACAACUGCCAACAAACACUUUAGUGCCUUUCAGUAGUAUUGAUAAGUGUUAGUUUGUUUACUGCAUUUAUUACACUAUGUCGUCCGGCGGCUGGGAAUUAGUUGGAAGGAACAAAAAGGAUAAAAGCAAUGGAAAGAUUAAUAAACUCACUAAAACUGAAAAAAAGAAAUUUAUUGAAAAUGCUCCAAAAGUAGAGGAUUUUUUACCUCUGAGUCAAGUGAAGAGUUUGUACGAUAAUUUGGAAAACAAAGAAAAUAAGAAAUUGUCAAAGGAAAAAGAAAGUAAAACUAAAGAAAAUGAAGAGAAGAAGAAGCAACAAAAACAACAACAAUCAGAAAAAAAGAAACAAGAGCCUAAGGAGAAGCCUCCAAAAUCUAUAAAAGAUGCAUUAAAUGCGAUUAAUCCAGAUGAGCUUAGUGAUGUUUUGACUAGCGGUCAAACAAUAUUUCCAGAGGCACCAUUAAUUUGGCUAAAAAAUCUUGCUGCAUUUCUCAAUGUAAAGUUACCUAUUGACAAAGAAGAUGCAAUUUUCUCUGGGAAACCCAAAGAUUAUCCAUUGAGUGUAGUACCUAAACCAAUUUCUUCCACUUUAGAGAAAGCCAUUGAGUUGGCAGGGAAAAGGACAGCACAACUUUUUUAUGAAAAUACUCUGACUGCAAUGGCUACCGACAUGGUAAGAAGAUCAGCUGUUGUUGGCCACAAAAUAUUUUUACAACUUUUAGCAUGUAUUGACCCUGAAAUGACUGUUGCUAACAUUCCUAAACUAAUCGCCGUGAGAAAUUCCUAUCAAAAUAGAAAAACUAUUGGAUUAUCUCUACUAUGGGCUUUGUCACAAGCUGGUAGGGAAAACUUGGCUGUGGGUUUAAAAGUGUGGCACGAAGUAAUGUCUCCCAUGUUAGAAACAAAGAGUUACUCGAAUUAUGUAGCACAAAUUCUUAAUGAUCUUGCUUUCAAGCAUGAGAAUUUCCAUGAUCUCAAACCAGAAAUGUAUCUUGACAUUGUUGAAGAUGUAUAUUCUGGAAAGCUUAAUAUACCUGUCACUGUAAGCAGAGAAAUCGAUAACAGUGUUGAAAGAUUAAGACUUAUAUUAUUUAAAAAUAAAAAUAUAAGUUACACAAAACUGUUUGAAAUAUUAAUGGGUAAAGUUACACAAAAAGUACAUGCAAACUAUAGGGAUGAAUUAAUUAAAGCUCUUGUAGCUUGUUUGACUACAGAUCCUCUUUGUUUUUCUGUUUGGAGAUCUCUUUAUGCCAAGAAUUUGUACCAGUCUCAUCUAAUUUUAACAUACAUCGAUGCCAAAUGGAGUAUCUUACAUACAGCUUUGGAAACAAAGUGUUUAAAAGAAACGUCUAUAGUAUUUCAGACAACUAAUGAGAGGUGGAAAAAGGGCAAAGAUGAAAGUCUUGCUGGUAGUUGCAGUAAAAUAUGCAAGAUUCUACUAGUGAAAAUGACAGCUUCAUCCAAUAAGAAAUUUCCCUGGGGAAAGGGAAUUAUUUUAUUAUUACUUCUGACUGGUGCUAUUGUAGGUUACGAUGUUUACCAACACGAUAAUUUUAAAGAGUCCAGUACAGGUAAGUUCUUGAAUAGAAGUGGAUUAUCUGCACACGGACAAAAAACAUGGACUACGGUGCAAGGAUAUUCUUUCAAGACGCUUCAAUUUAUAGAAGCUAGUUCACCAGAAUACUACAAAGCAGCCAUUGAAACAUGUAAACCUUAUAUCAAACUAGCAGGAGACUUUUAUCUUGUGAUGAAAAAUGUUUCUCUCAAAAUUUAUGAUAAUGCUGUGACGUAUGUUAGAAAGAAUCAGCCUGUGGUUCUGCAGACAAUUGAAUAUUAUACUCCAGGAAUGUUAGAUGAAAUUCGUUUGCGGAGUAAUCAGGGACUGGAACUUUUGAAAAUUUAUUCAAACAUGUUCAUGGAAAAAUUUAUUGAAUAUUCAAGUGCAACACUACGAUGGUUAGAGUACAAUGUUUUUGUCGGAAAAUUAAGUCCAGAAAAUUUGCAAAAUUAUGCCUUAAAGGCAAUUGAUACCACACAAACUUUGGCAAGUCAAACUUAUAAUUGGGUGUAUGAAAAGGUGCAAACACUAUCGAAAGUUCCGUAAAUGAAAUGUUUUGAAUGAUGCAACCAAUUUUUUUAGUGAUAAAAAUCUCCUCCCACACCUCAGCAUUUACUUUUAUGAUUCCAAAGUUGAACAUUGUAUAUUUCCAAAUGUAUUGCGGCGGCCAUUUCACCUGUGAUAUUUGAAGAAUGUAACAUGUUUCAAUGAAUCAUGACAUUUAAAAAAUCAGAAAAUUUGAUCAGUGUUGAUCUGUUUUUUUAAGUUACUGUUUCAUGUCAAGCAAAGUAAUUAUUAAAGUAAUA